AUGAUAUAUAUAGGUUGGAACAGUUGGAAUCAUUAUGGCUGUGGUAUAAAUGAACAAAUCGUCAAGUUAACUGCAGACGCUCUAGUCUCUUCUGGUCUGGCAUCUAAGGGUUACACUUAUGUAAAUAUCGACGAUUGUUGGGCAUAUAAACGAGAUGAACAUGGAAUAAUUCAUGAGGAUCCAAAAACAUUUCCUAGUGGAAUGAAAGCACUUGCAGAUUAUGUACACUCAAAAAAUUUAAAAUUCGGCUUAUAUUCAGAUUCUGGAAAUCAAACGUGUGCAGGUCGUCCCGGUUCUCUUGGUUUUGAAACACAAGAUGCUGAAGCAUAUGCAUCGUGGGGAGUAGAUUAUUUAAAAUAUGACAAUUGUUAUUCUGAACACAUUCUACCGAUGAUUAGAUAUCCAGUAAUGAGAGAUGCGUUGAAUAAAACUGGUCGUCCAAUUUUUUAUUCGAUGUGUGAAUGGGGCCAAUAUCUACCGUCACUUUGGGCACCACAAAUUGGCAAUAGUUGGAGAACAACGGGCGAUAUUAAUGAUAGAUGGUCGUCAAUGUUAAUAAAUAUUGAUAUUACUAAUUUAUUUGCAGAAGCAGCUGCUCCAGGUGGAUGGAAUGAUCCAGAUAUGCUUGAAAUUGGUAAUGGUCAUAUGUCUUCAGUAGAAUAUAUUUCUCACAUGAGUCUCUGGGCUAUAGCAAAAGCUCCACUGUUAAUCGGCUGUGAUGUGACAAAUAUGAGUGCCGAUACUUUGAAAAUAUUGACAAAUCAAGAAGUAAUCGAUGUAAAUCAAGAUGCAUUAGGUGUGCAAGGUAAAAAAAUACGAUUAGAUUUACAAAAUGAUUUAGAAGUAUGGGCUGGUCCACUAGCAGACGGUGCUCAAGUAGUUUUGUUAUUCAACCGUAGUUUACGGACACAAGGGAUCACUGUUUUUUGGACUGAAAUUGGAUUCAACGAAAAACAAAUAGCAACAGUAAGAGAUUUAUGGAAACAUGAGGAUCUUGGCAAUUUUCAGCAAUAUUAUAAUGCAACAGCAAUCGACUCUCACGGUGUCGUCAUGUUGAAAAUAAAACCAAAAUUAUAA
Messenger RNA from Didymodactylos carnosus, 1077 nucleotides. Lineage: Eukaryota; Metazoa; Rotifera; Eurotatoria; Philodinida; Philodinidae. The record is from the annotation of a GenBank genome assembly.